Molecule: messenger RNA, 2538 nt
Organism: Oppia nitens
Lineage: Eukaryota; Metazoa; Arthropoda; Arachnida; Sarcoptiformes; Oppiidae
Product: serine/threonine-protein kinase TBK1-like
Exons: 18
Coding region: 115-2523 (802 amino acids)
Biological process (GO): peptidyl-serine phosphorylation
Cellular component (GO): cytoplasm
Molecular function (GO): protein serine/threonine kinase activity; ATP binding
Source: RefSeq, a predicted model, not a curated record
AGUACUGACAGUCAGUAUUUAAAAAACCCAAUAAUAAUAAUAACACAAAAUAUAUUUAUUAUGACAUCAUAUGAGUGACUGAUUAUAAUAUAGUGUAAUACAGUGUGACAAUCAAUGUCUUUGCUAAGGAGUUCCCCGAACUAUAUCUGGAAUACCAAUGCAGUCCUUGGAAAGGGUGCUACCGGUGCUGUCUUUGCUGGUCUUCACAAACAAACUGGUGAUGCGGUGGCUGUAAAAGCGUUCAACCAUUUAAGUCAUAUGCGUCCCUAUGAGGUACAGAAGCGAGAGUUUGAAGUAUUGAAAAAAGUUAAUCAUCAGAAUAUUGUCAAACUAUUGGCCAUCGAGGAAGAGAAUGAAAGUCACCAUAAAGUACUGGUAAUGGAGUUGUGUACCGGCGGCAGUCUGUUCAACAUAUUGGACGACCCGAUCAACUACUAUGGUCUCGACGAGAAGGAGUUCCUACUUGUUCUCAAACAUGUCGCCGCCGGUAUGAAACACUUGCGCGACAUGAAUAUCAUUCAUCGGGACCUAAAACCGGGUAAUAUUAUGAAAUAUGUCUGCGAAGAUCAUACAUCCAUCUACAAGUUGACCGACUUUGGGGCCGCCCGUGAACUAGAAGACGACCAACAGUUUAUGUCGCUCUACGGUACUGAAGAAUAUCUGCACCCGGAUAUGUACGAAAGGGCUGUCCUACGCAAAUCAGUGGGCAAAUCGUUUAACGCCAAUGUCGAUCUCUGGUCUAUUGGUGUUACACUCUAUCAUAUAGCUACCGGUGUACUACCGUUCAGGCCAUACGGUGGCCGUAAAAACAAGGAUACUAUGUAUAAGAUAACAACGGGAAAAUCGUCGGGAAUCAUAUCGGGCGUCCAGAACACUGAAAACGGUGAAAUCGAGUGGAGUCGGACACUACCGAAAUCAUGUUUACUAACAAAUUCACUUCAACCGCUGGUCACACAACUGUUGGCCGGACUUCUAGAGUGCGACGAAAGCCGGAUGUGGUCUUUCGAUAAGUUCUUCAAAAGUGUAACCAAUAUCUUAACAUUUAAAACAAUACAUAUAUUUUAUGCCAACAAUCUAUCGCUACAUUGUCUCUACUGUUAUCCAAAUGAAAAAUUAAUUGAAAUCAAGACUCGCUUGGAAACUAUGGUCAAACUGGGAACCGGUAGUCAACUAAUGAUAUGGAAUAAAAAGCAAAUAUCCGACGACCUAACCGUCAAUGAUUUCCAGACAUCGGCCGAUAAACCGAUAUUCCUAUUGAAUUCGGACUCGACUAAGAUUCGGGCAACAUAUCCAUCGACAAUACAGACAUCAUCGUCAUCAUCAUCGUCGUCGUCGACAUUGACAUCAGCGAUAACAACAUCGGCCACAACAGCCCACAAGUUUCCCGAUAUUAUCAAUACGUCGACUAAUUGCGAAACUGACGCACAAAUGGCCAAACUAUGCGCUUCGAUGGCCUAUUCGAUCCAAAGAUGUGUCGACAAGAGUGCGCUUAACCAUCGAUUGGCUAAUGAGACGCCAACUAAUAUUAUGUCAUUAAUCGAGAACAAUGUCAAACGUUUGACUGAAAAACAACAAAAAUGUCAAUUUAUGUUAAAUUCACUGAACUAUCAAUUGGAUUCAUUAAACGAAAAUAAUCUAAUUAUCAAUCGUUUGGUAUCAUCGCUUCAUUUGGAUAUUGACAAUACAAUCAUCAACGAAGAAGUGGCACAACUAUAUCAAAAACUUCUUCAAGAUUGGACGGGUCUAUCAUCAGAAAUGACAGCCAAAGUGAACAAUCUGAGAGAUAAUUGGAUUAAAGAGUCGCAAAAUUCUAGCGCUUAUGUAUCCAGUGCUCAAUCAAAGGCGAAAUAUUUUUGCAAUAAGAUCCGGGAAAGUUGGCAAACACUACACAAAGAUAAACAAUCGAGAGCUCUUAAUCUAUCGGUAAACGAGGAAAAGUUACAUCAAUUGGAAAAGAUAAAAAUGGACACAAAUUGCAAAAAAUUAAAUGAUGUCCUAAUAAAAGAGUCAAACGCCGGCAUUACUAUUAUGACCGAAAAAUUAGACGAUUGGUAUUCUGGAGCUCAGGUAGCUAUUGUACAAUCAGAGUGCCUGCUAAAUGUUAUAACCGGAUCAUUUAUGACUGAUUUGAACAAUUUAAAUGAAAUGAUUGAUCAGAUUAAAGAAGAUCAGCGACAAGUUUGGCAAACAAUUAUCAAACGAUUGCAAUCAAUUGCACCCAAAACAACAACAUCAGCUGAUCCAACUCAUCAAUUACUGGAUCUUCCGUUAACAGCUAAUAAUCAGCCAAUUGUUUACAACAAUUUGGUUGUUGAACAACAACAACAACAACAAAGUGAAGUCCAAUCCAAUGAGUCUUCUUCUUCUAACCAGAAGUUACCACCAAUUCUAGCUCAAGAACUCGAUAGUUUGAGAGAAUCGGCUAAAGCUGUUUGGCUGGCAAUGCAAGAAAAUAUCAGUUUAACUGCAGAAUUGAAUAGAAUUGAUAUGAAUCAUUGGACAUCGACACUACCACCUAAUUGAUAAAUAAUUUUUUGU